GGUUAUUUUGCUAACUUUACAGUACCUAUGACCAAAUACUCAGUAUUUAGGUAAGAUUUACAGAAAAAAUUAAUGGAUGUUACUCCUAUUAUUGUUUUCCUUUUAUUUCCCCAACAGAAAGUGUUCUAAAUUAUAAGUACUACUUCUAGUUUUCAAACUUUGCGUGGUAAGUCCACCAAGUAUAUCAUUAUUGUUGUGCUUUAUUAGCCUUUUCUAUUAGCCUUUUCUAUUGCUAGCUCUUUUCUCAUCCUCUUCGUAUUACUUGGUUUAAUUUUGGUUACUUGGUUUAUCGGGUUUGGAUAUUCUCGGGUUUAUGUUUUCUAGGUAAUAUAACACUUUUCUAUACCAUAUUGGGUCGAUUUAAAUUUCAGAUCAGGUCAAUUUUAAUUCGGAUUUAUAUCGGGUUAGUUAAUUACAGUUUAGAUCCAAAUCGAUUAUACUGCAGGUUGAACCUAAACUACAAGUGGGGUCAUUUUCUUUUUAGGUUAGCAUUUUUUCGGAUUAUUUUGGAUCUUUAAAUUGGUCAUAUUAUUUUUAGAGUUAUGCAUCGAUUAUUUUUUGGAUUCAGAUCGGUUAAAAUCCAAUUCAAUUGAAAAUAUGUAAAUUAAGUAAAAAUCUCAAAAAUUAUAAUAUAUUUUUACUCAAACUCUAUACAUAAUUAUAGGAUAAUGGAUGGGAGUAUAUCUAAUGAAUAAGCUCAUCUAGUACCAAUUAUUUGAUGAAAAUUAAGAUAGAUAUUGAGUGUAGUGCUCCAAUAAUUAGACUCAUAUAUAUACCAAUUAUUUUAUACAUUGUAGCCUUUCUUUUGGGUAGCUCUCCUUUUGGUUCACCAUGAGCUGUAUGCAAACUCAAAUAAACAACAUUUUAGUUACCAACCCAACACGUUUUUCAGAAAGACCCGUCCAAAUUGUUCUUGUUUUCAUUCCUUAAUAAGUCCUUGAAUCAUUCAUCGAGUUUGUUUUUUAUUUUAGUGAUUUUUAAUAUACAAAAAUUUUCAAAUAAUUUUCUUUUUAUAAUAAUUUUUUUUUCAAACAUCAAGUUAUUAGUAAAUCAAAUUCUAUCUCAGUUAAACAGCAAGUACUCUUAGGUUCAAUGCUCACCUAGUUCUCCUCCCUCAACCUACCCUGUAAUAAAAAAUAAAAAAUCACAUUAUUAAUUUUUCUUUAGAUCAAAGUAAUAUCUGUAAAUUUUCAUUGUUACGUUAGUAUUUAAUCAUCAUAUGACCUAUUAAACGCAAAGUGUCAAAUUAUUUUUUCCAUAAAAAUAAAUAGUUAAAACGUUUAUAUAUCAUCAAAAUAGAAAUACUUGAAAGUAAAAGUUAUACAAAAUGAUUGUAUAAAUAUAAAAGAAGUAUUUUAUAAUGUAAUUUUUCAUAUAAAAAAUUACUGUAAAAUUGACAUCAUAAAUUAUUUAAUUUUAUAUUUAUGAAUGCGUCCCAUUCAUCCACGUCAUAAGUCAAUGACCCAAUGGUCAAGAUUGAAUUGGCCAAUUUCCUUAACUCGUUGUCAUUUUAUAUUAGUCAUUUUUAAAUAAUUGCAUUCAAAAAUAAUUACACACAUCAUAUCAAAUAGCUUAAUUACUCAAGCAAUGACAUGUAAUACGGCCCACAUAAAAUAAUUUUUUAAAAAAAAUUAAAAAAAUAGCAGAAAAAUCUGUGCUUAUUGGGCCUAUAUAAAGGAUUCAGAUUAGAACCAUUUUCCUUCCCCCUCUCCUCUUUUUUUUUUUCUUACAUUUCGUUGCAAUUACAUAUUCUUCUCUCUUGAACACCCACAAUCUUUCAUAAUCUGUACUUACAACAAAAUAAUUAUGGCAUACGAGGAUAGAUACGUGCAAGCUUCAAAAUAUGAUUGUCUUUUGUUUGAUCUUGAUGAUACUUUGUAUCCUCUUAGUUCUGGGUUGGCAAAAGGAGUUCUCAAAAACAUUCAGGAUUAUAUGGUUGAAAAGCUUGGUAUAGACAGGAGUAAGAUUAAUGAUUUGUCCAACCUUCUAUACAAAUAUUAUGGUACAACAAUGGCUGGUCUUUGUACCAUUGGUUAUGAUUUUGACUAUGACGAAUAUCAUAGUUUUGUACAUGGUAGGUUGCCUUAUGAAAACCUUAAACCUGACCCAUGUCUAAGAAGUCUUUUGUUGAGCAUACCUAUUCGAAAAGUGAUAUUCACAAACGCAGAUAAGACACACGCUAUUAAGGCUCUAAGUCGACUUGGAUUAGAGGACUGUUUUGAGGGAAUCAUCUGUUUUGAGACUCUUAAUCCUACCCAUAAAAAUUUCGCUUCCGAUGAUGAAGAUGAUAUCGAAUUUGUUGGAUCAAAGCAGAAUCUCAACAAUAAUAAUAAAAAGAAUGAAAUAUUUGACAUAAUUAGUCAUUUUGCUAAUAACCAAAAUGAUGCAACAACAUUGCCUAAGACACCCAUCAUUUGUAAACCAUCAGAAUAUGCAUUUGAGAAAGCUCUUAAGAUUGCCAACUUGGACCCUCAUAGAACCAUAUUCUUUGAUGAUAGUGUCAGAAAUAUAUUAGCCGGAAAGCGUGUGGGUCUUGAUACAGUUUUGGUGGGUACUUCUCAAAGGCCCAAAGGAGCAGAUUAUGCAUUGGAGAGUAUACAUAAUCUAAGGGAGGCAUUGCCACAACUAUGGGAUGCAGAUUUGAGGCCUGAAAUUUACUCUGAAAAAUUAUCAAUUGAGGCUUCUGUAACUGCUUAAAGUAUCGAUUAUCUUUUGAUUCGUGAUUUUCAUGUUCGAUCCAAAUUCUUAUCUCUGGGCACGAAGCAGAAUGAAUAAAAAGAUCGAAUUUGAUAUUAAAUAAAAUUCAAUGCGUUAAAUCAAUUUUGAAGCGCUAAAAAAUUAAUAAUAAUAGUAGUUGUAAAUUAUUAUAUUGUAUUUAUAUAAUAUCAAAAAAUUGAUAAAAAAUGAAUUUAUUAGUAAAAAUAUAAGGUUUUAUUUUUUCCUAAGUUCUCCAAUAAUUUGGCAUGAUGUCAAUUCUUUAGCUAGCAUGUCCCACACUUAGGUUUGUUGGUUUUUUCUUCCUGUACUACUGGAGUCCAUUAACCAGUUGGCAACUUGGCAUUUGGCAGCCAUUGCAUGCAUGUAUGAGAUUGAGAAAUAAAAAAUAAUAAUUUUAUUCA
Molecule: messenger RNA, 3119 nt
Organism: Amaranthus tricolor (Joseph's coat)
Lineage: Eukaryota; Viridiplantae; Streptophyta; Magnoliopsida; Caryophyllales; Amaranthaceae
Exons: 9
Coding region: 1807-2697 (296 amino acids)
Source: RefSeq, a predicted model, not a curated record